UUGUUCAAACAGCACAGAUGUGAAGUUAAUCUGAUUUCCUCUGCUCCUCUAACCUUGAGGACGAGGCUGUAAAAAAAAACUCCGGUCUGGCCCCGGUUGAUAACGUUAUUAUCCACAAUGUGAUGACGGAUCACAGCUGGGCAGAGCUGCUCGCUGAGAUCCACCUUUCAGUCGUCUGCCGGAGUUGGCAGAAAACGAAACAACAUCCGAUUCGUGGUUAAUGAACUGACGGCGUGGAAUCUGUCGCUAAGGAGUCAGCUGGAAGAUUUAGAGUUUAAAGAUUCAAGGAUUUAUUGUUAUACAAUGACAUUGUUGAUAUUAAUAAAUAAUCUAGAAUAUAGAAAAUUAUUUUUUUGUAAAUAAUAAAAUUGUAAAAAGAAAUUAAUACAGGUAGAGUAGAACAUAUAUUUUAAAAAUUAUAACUAAAUAACAAAAUAAAGAAGGACUUAUUUUAGGGUCAAAGGUCAACAAUAAUGUUCCAUGUUAUGUUGUCGCGGACAUAGUAACAGUAGCAACAACAUAAUCGUAAAAGAGACGGUCUAGAUGCGCCCGACUGCAAUGCAAGGCCUCCCUCUAGUGGCCAUAUUUUUACUAGAACUAAAGCGUUUUUACGUUUGAAUUUCUUCGGUUAAAACAAAAAAAAAAAAGGUUACGCCUCCGACCUGAUGUUAAUAAUAAUAGUAAUGAUAAUAUUAGUUAGAUGUAUGUUGUGUAAUCAUUUCUGAAUUAAUUUAAAAUAAUUAAAGAUUAAAUCGGAGAAAAUUAGUGGGAUUUUUGUUUGUUUUUUUCUCUCUAAAAAUACAACGAAAUAAUAAUUCUGAUGACAGAGCUCUUACAGUGGUGUCGUUCAGAUUUAAAUAAUUUAAUCAGAGACUUUUUCAUUAUAAUUAAUUAAAGGUCUCACCAAAAAAAUCUUUAGCUGCAGAUUUACUUUUAACACUUUUUGUCACUGUUUGUGUGUCGGUAAAUAACGCAGAGAGAAUAUUUGGAGACUAAAUGUCUGAGCAGCUUUGACAAAGACACUCCUCCACACUAACCCACUGCCACCCUGCAGCUGCCACUCUGGCUGAUUAGCGUCCAGGUGUGUGGACAGGAAGUGUUGAAAACCCACAGCAGCUCUCCACUCUGCCCCAGUGCUUACGUGCACAGAGAGAAACGAUGCAUGUGAAAGAAAAAGGAAGCAGCAGCGGCGUCAGCGUCCUGCUCGUCUGCUCCGUCACCGUCACCGUCCUGUCUUCGCUGGUCCGGUCCGGACCCGCUCCUCCUCCUCCUCUGACCCGACACAAUGUCAGCAACGCAGCAGGAACAGGCCGCAAACGUCCACCCAGCACCGGAGAGGACCGGUCUGGACACACUCACACACCUGCAGCCGGACUGAGCGCCGGUGACCCCGCUGACCUCCACGGGGGGAGGCCAGGUCAGACCAGGAGGUCCCCUCGUCCCCACCCUCCUCCUCUGGACUGUGGAGAAGGAACGAUCACAGUCAAGACUCCUGGGAAGUUUUACAUCGUUGGGAAACUGGAACCAAACGUUCCUGACUCGGAAUUCCAAUCAGACUCCGCUCCUUCAGUCCAGGCUGAGGGACAGAUGAAGACCACAGGUGGGGGGCUCCGCUCCUCCUCCGAGCAGAGCUGGCAGAAGCUGCAGCCUGUGGUGGAGUGUGGAGGUGACUCCAUGAUCCUCCAGGCCAGCAGGAGGCGAGCUGGACAUCUGCUGCUGGGUGGAGUGAACGAGUCGUCCGUGCUGCUGACCCAGCUGACCCCUGACUGUGGCUACGAUGUCCAGACAACGUCCAGACUCCUGAGCCUGGUGGCUCAAUAUGAUGCCUGUCAUGUGACUCAGGAGGCCGACAGCUACGUCCUGCCUCUGCUGUGGAGGGGGCUGACGGUGAAGAUGUCCUGUCCCGUCCCUCAGCUGCAGCCCGCGGUCACAGACCUGUUCUCCGUCUGCUGCUCGGCCCAGAGUUUGAUGGUUCAACUCCGAGGACUGACUCCUGCCGAGGAGCUGAAGAUAAACGUGAGAGGACAGUGGCUCCCCCUAGUGGUUUUGGCUGAGCAGUGUGGCUACAGUGUGGACAGACGGCACUCAGAAACCGUCAUCUCUGCUCCAUAUCUGACCUGUGGCAUGAGCGUGAAGGAUGGUAAACACACACUUCAUCUUCAGUUGAAAGAACACACACUCACGUUGUCCUGCCCUGUGUCUCCUCCUCAAGGACCCGCUUUAACCCCCCAGCCUCAUGUUGACACUCCUCAGCACCUCCACAGGAAGUCAAAGACUCUGGUGCCAGGAAACAUGGAGUCGCCUCAGUGGGCCACACCUGUUUACCUGGCCCCACUUUACUACCCCCACCCCACGUAUCAUCACACACCCCCGAGACCCAGCGUUGAUCCUCCGACACCUUCACCUCUGACCCCGGAGCCCCAUCCUGUUGUGGAUCCACAGCCAGGUUUUACUGACUUUUACUCCAGUCAGAUUCCCAUCAGGGACGUCAGAGUCCACAAAGUCCGUCGUCCCCCAGAUGACCUGGAAGAUUCAGCUCUGGUUCCUCCUCCUGACCGUGACCAUGACCAAGUCCAAGCCCCGCCUCCUCAGCCUCCUGGUCACACCUUCAGUCCAUUUUACCAGUACUACCAUCACUCCAAAAUCCCUCUGUCUGGACCUCAGCCUCCUGACCCACGUCCUGAGGUUCAGGAAGAACUCUUCUCAAACAUUCCACAUCAUCCCUACAAUAUUCCUGUUCUACCUCUGAAUGUCCAGCAGAUGGCGAUAGACUCCGAGCAGCUCACAGAGCCUGGGACUGUCCCUGAAGUCGGACGUGAAGAAGCUCUGGCCCGUGGUCCUUCUUGGCCCCACCUCCAUCACUUCUUCUACUACAUUCCGUAUAUUCUGAAGAGUGAAGAUCAGGACGUGGCUACAGCGUCGUCUCAUCUUCACCGACGUUCUCCUUCAGAUGAUGGUUCAGACUCUGAUGGUCAGACGAAGAGGUCACUUCUUCCUGACGUUGGUGGACCAAACCCAGGGUCAGGGGACCAACAGAAACCUCCUCCCUCAGACCCUCACUCUGUGGACUCUUCUCCUCAUCAUCUCUUCUAUCACCCCAUUGAUCAGCGCCACCAUCAGGUUGGUCAUGGACCAGUGCAGUUGGACCAGACCAACACCAACGUCUGGUCUCCUGAAGCUGCAGACCGUCUUCUUCUUCAGACCGCUCCCAGGUCGACGCAGCAUCCACACGACGGCAAACUUCAACACUUUAAUAUUUCUGCAGAAUCAGAACCGACGUAUGAAACGGAGACUGACCUCCAACUACCCAACUACCCCCACUACUACUACUAUUACCCCCUGUAUGAACCUCAGGCAUCUGCAGACGAGCCGGAACCAGAAGGUUUCAAAUCAAAAACCCAGUUUCCAGCCGACUCUGGUCACAGCAGCGUGGACACAGAGGUUUCUUCUGAUGUGCCAGCAUUUCCCAGCAUUCCUGGGCCGCAGCACAGCGCCCUCUCUGGACUCCAUGACCCUUAUAUUGAGCCUGGGCGACAGCUGAAUUACCCUGAGGGUGAAGGAACUGAAGGGAGACUGGGUGAAGAACUCCCAGAUUGUCCUCUGCAGCAGUAUCUCGUGUUCGUGCUGCCCUACCCUGUGAUGGAGCCCAUUCUGACCCUCCAGUCCCCUGAAGGGGGCGACGUUCCCUUCGAUCUACAACUGCUGACCUCUGACCUUGAGAACGUUGUUCGACCUGUGGACGUCCAUGAACAGGAGUUGGACGUACCAGUGACCUGUUCACCUCAGAAGGAGGGAGCGCCCCCUGUCUUCAGCUGGAUGAUGGGGUGUAGUUCUCCUCUGGAUCCUUCAGUUGGAGCCAGCCUCGGUGUGAAGGAUGAGCCGUCUCCACCCCCCCUCCCUCAGACUACACCCCCCCUGAUGGCUGUGGAAAUGAGAGUUGCAACAAGUGAACUCUUCAGCAGCUUCUACCCUGAGGCUCCUCUUCCUCUCAGUCUGAUCCAGGGCAGACCUCUUCAUCUAGAGGUCAGACUGUUGGACCCUCCAGACCCUGACCUGGUCCUGCUGGUUCAGUCCUGCCUGGCCGUUUCUCCGGCUCCACGUCCAACAUGGAUUCCCAUCUAUGACACGUACGUAUGUGUUCAAACAGACGAGGUUUUUUUUUCUUUUUUUUUUCCUCUCAUUAAUCCUUGAAACUCCCGUCUCAGCUGCUCUUCAUCGUCUGACUCGCGUCUACUUCCUUCCACCAACCACAUCCGGAGGAUUACAAUCUCCAACUUCCUGUUCCCGACUCCAGAAAGUCCCUCUCACACGGCCGAAGGAGAAUACUCCCCCCCCAGUGACGCAGAGAUUCACUUCUCAUGUGCAGCAAUAAUUUGCUCUGCUGCAGAUUCUGGCUGCACCGUUGGCUGCAACAACAAUUUGUGUGGACGGGCUACGAACCAGGAGAGCUCCAGUUCCGAGGAAGAUGCCCAUCGUCAGAGGAGAGUAGCUGUUGAAGGCGCCGAUGAUCUUCUGAGAACAUUUCUGCGCCAUAAUCUCCAAACACCACCACCAUCAACAACACGGCGCCCAGAGUCAUCAGGACCGUCGCGCCUGAUCCAGAAAGUAGAUUUUAGUGACUCUGCAUCCAGACGUCCCCGGUCUCAUGAAUUAUUUUCUAAAGUGUUUGUUAAGUUUUUACCCUUUUUUUUUAAUGCCUCACUAAGCCCUUGUCAAAGAUGUUCAUAAAUAAAUAUAAUUAAUAAUUGUUACAUAA
Molecule: messenger RNA, 4756 nt
Organism: Cynoglossus semilaevis (tongue sole)
Lineage: Eukaryota; Metazoa; Chordata; Actinopteri; Pleuronectiformes; Cynoglossidae
Exons: 14
Coding region: 1159-4191 (1010 amino acids)
Biological process (GO): prevention of polyspermy; binding of sperm to zona pellucida
Cellular component (GO): egg coat
Molecular function (GO): structural constituent of egg coat; acrosin binding
Source: RefSeq, a predicted model, not a curated record